AUGCCGCGGAUCGCCGCCCUCACCUGCCUGCAGCUCCUGCUGCUGCUGCGGGCCGCGCAGUGCCGGCCCCACGCGUGGGACCAGGACAGGCUGCAGCUGGAGGCCGUCAAAAAGGCGAUCCUGGAGCGGCUGGGGAUGGCGGCUCCCCCCGCCAUCCGGCACCGGCCGGACCCGGAGAGCAUCCAGAGAGCGCAGCGGCUCUACCGGCGGGCAGCGGCGGAGCUGGCGGGCAACCGGAGCCGGGAGGAGGAGGAGGAGGAGGGAGAGGAGGAAGCCGUGCCCAGGCUGCACCGCCUGACCCCCACCCUGCUGCCCUGGCUGGACAUCCCCGAGGGACACCAGGACCCUGCAGGCCAGCGGGACGCGCAGGGACAGCGGGAGCCCCUCGGUGCCCGCCGCUACCGCCUGCUGCUGUCCCGCACCGCGCAUUUCCAGCGGCAGCUCCGCGUGGUGCGGGCGGAGCUGAAGCUCCUCCGGCGGCCGCUGUCCCCUCCCGGCGCCUCGGUGCCACCUCGGGUCACCGUCUCCGCCCUGCCGGGGGCUGGGGACACCCCCCAGGUGCUGCAGAGCCAGGAUCUGCGGGAUUCCCUCGUUCUGGACCUGACAGGAGCCAUCCGGCCCUGGCUGGCCGGGCCCGAGCCCUCGCUGCGCCUGCAGCUGGAGUUCAGCGCCGACGUCUCGGCAGCCCUGGCCACCUCCGAGGGGAACGCGCUGGAGCUGGAGGAGUGCGGGAAGGGCGACGGCAGGUGCUGCCUGAAGUCGCUCCGGGUCUCCUUCCAGGACAUCGGCUGGGCCGACUGGGUGGUGGCCCCCAGCAGCUACCACAUGCGCUUCUGCGAGGGCUCCUGCCCGCACAACUACAAACCGGCCAGCAUGCACGCCCAGAUCCAGUCCCGGGUGCACUCCCUGUCCAAGGCGGCGCCUCCGCCCUGCUGCGUCCCCGCCGGCUACGACCCCAUGGUGCUGAUGCACCUGGACGGCCAGGGCAGGCUGGUGUCCAGCCUCUUCGAGGACAUGCUGGUCACCGGGUGCCACUGUGCCUGACAGCUGCAGCUGUGCCCGUCCCGGGGGGGCACGGCCACCCUGGCAGCUGCGGCGUCACCAAAUCCACGUCCUGGGGCACCCUGAGCUCAGCCAUGGGGUCUCCAGCUCCAGCACCCCCAAAUCCGGGUCCUGUGGCACUGAAUUACUCAUCUCCAGCCCUGGAUCCACUCAGCCGUGGAGUCUCCAGCAUCAGCAUCCCAAAAUCCAGGUCCUGUGGCGCCAAGUGACUCCAACCAGCCCUGGCUCUGCUUCAGCCCUGGGGUCUCCAGCUCUGCCACCCAGCCCAGCCCCAGCAUCUCCAGUUGUGACCUCUCUACCAAGAUAACUGUUCCUCUGUCUCUUCUCCAAUUUAAAUCCAUAUUUUAUUGAGCAGGUGGGUCCUUCCCACCCAGGAGACCCGGAUGGGCUGGGGUGGGUCAUGCCCAGGUGUCCAUAUCCCACUCCAAACCCUCUUCUCUGCUCAGAGACUUAUUUAUGCAACCCAGUUAUUUAUUUCUAACUUAUUGUAUUUUAUAGCAAAAUACCCCCUUUUUUAGGGGGGGAAAGAUG
Messenger RNA from Melospiza melodia melodia, 1593 nucleotides. RefSeq names its product growth differentiation factor 15 (gene GDF15). The transcript has 3 exons. Gene Ontology annotation, cellular component: extracellular region. The record is from RefSeq and is a predicted model, not a curated record. Gene Ontology annotation, molecular function: growth factor activity; cytokine activity. Bases 1 to 1044 code for a protein of 347 amino acids. Lineage: Eukaryota; Metazoa; Chordata; Aves; Passeriformes; Passerellidae.